This is a messenger RNA of Gryllus bimaculatus (two-spotted cricket), 304 nucleotides long. The record is from the annotation of a GenBank genome assembly. NCBI's taxonomy places the organism in Eukaryota, Metazoa, Arthropoda, Insecta, Orthoptera, Gryllidae.
CAGGGACAGUGAGAAAAGGGCUCCCAUCUGACACUUGUUAGAAGAGAGAUUGAAAUACUCGUAAUAUCAGCUGCCCCUGUUCUACUUCUCCGAAAAAGGAAAUAUGCGUCAUGAGAAAACAAAGAACCUGGGGCAGAUGCACUGCAUCGUGAGUGCUUCGUGGGGCCGCCCCUUGGAACGGCCCAAUCGAUCACCUUUCUUCUUGGAUCAUCGCUAUGUGCGACUGUCGUUUCCCGAACAGGAAGCUCCCUCUUCGAAGAAGCGCCUGCGUGCCGCCUUUUCGCCGAAUCCCCCGUGCGCGUAG